Messenger RNA from Pyrgilauda ruficollis (rufous-necked snowfinch), 3104 nucleotides. RefSeq names its product zinc finger protein 239-like. The transcript has a single exon. The record is from RefSeq and is a predicted model, not a curated record. The coding region runs from base 335 to 1402 and encodes 355 amino acids. NCBI's taxonomy places the organism in Eukaryota, Metazoa, Chordata, Aves, Passeriformes, Passeridae.
CAAAGCAGACAGAGGAGUCCUGUAAAAGUAAUUUUAUUCCUAAAAAAAGGGAGAUGCCCAAGGAGCGUUGGCCCCCCACAUGCAGCAGGUGACUGUGGAGAGGGAUCCAUGAUUUUCACGGAGGUGAAUCUUGGUGUUUCUGAGCGUUAUUGUGCUAAGUGUUUGUGCUUUGGUGUUCUGCAGAGGCUGAAUCUUUCUAGUUUGAAGAAGGUUUUGGCUGAAUCUCGAUGUUUGGGGAGCUAUUAAUCUGUGCCUUGGUGCUUGUUGGAUUUUUGUGCGAAUCUUGGUGUUUUGGAGGUUCUUACAGACAUAAGAUGCCCAAUGACUUUCUGAGAUGAACUUGGGCGAGGAGGAGCCCCCAGCCCAAGGCUCUCUCUUCUUUUUUUUUCUCCCAAACCAGGAUUUUUCAUUCCCAAGCUGUGGCCAGAUGGAGGAGGAGGAAAAUCCCUGGAGAUGCCGCACGAGGAGACGCUACAAGGAGGAAAGAGCCCCCCUGUGCCGGGAAGACGUUCCAAUAUCCAUCUUGAGCUCAGAGCUGGUGGAGAAACCUCAUGGCAGGGAGAAGCCCCACAAGUGCUUGGAAUGUGGGAAGGGCUUCAGGUACAGUUCCGACCUGAGAAAACACCAGAGGAUCCACACUGGAGAAAAGCCCUAUGAGUGUGGGGAAUGUGGGAAAAGCUUCAGCCACAGCUCCAACCUGAGGAAACACCAGAGGAUCCACAGUGGGGAAAAGCCCUAUGAAUGUGGGGAAUGUGGGAAGAGCUUCAGCCAGAGCUUCCACCUGAGGGAACACCAGAGAAUCCACACUGGGGAAAAGCCCUUCGAGUGUGGAGAAUGUGGGAAAACCUUCAGGAAGAUCUCUGGUCUGAUCCAGCACCAAGUGGUCCACACUGGGGAACAGCCUUAUGAGUGCUUGGAGUGUGGGAAGAGCUUUGGGUGGAGCUAUGCCCUGAGAAGCCACCACCAGCGCAUUCACAUUGGGGAGAGGCCCUAUGAGUGUUCUGAGUGUGGAAAGAGGUUUCAGUCCAGCUCCAGUCUCCUCGUACAUCAGCAGAUUCACACAGAGGAGAGGCCCUUCCGCUGCCCUGACUGCGGGAAGGGCUUCAAGUGCAACUCGUACCUCAUCCUGCACCAGCGCAUCCACACUGGGGAGAGGCCCUACGAGUGUCCCCAGUGUGGGAAGAGGUUUCAAAGGAGCUCCGAUGUCCUCGUACAUGAGCGGAUUCACACAGAGGAGAGGCCCUUCCGCUGCCCCGACUGCGGGAAGGGCUUCAAGCACAACUCCACCCUCACCAAGCACCGGCGCAUCCACACCAGGGAGAGGCCCUACGAGUGUGGGGAGUGUGGGAAGAGCUUCUGCAGCAGUUCUAACUUGACCCAACACCAACGGAGGCACCACUAAGGGAAGCCCUGUGAGUGCCCCGAGUGCGGGAAGAGCUUCGUGCGCUGCUCCAGCUCCAUCCCCCAUGGGAGGAUCCACGUUGGAUGAUCCCCAGUGACCCCCGCUUGAGCAGAGCCCUGGUGAUCUGUCGUCCUGGUGAUUUGUGUUGGGAAGACAUCUGGCUGGGUGGCUCCAGAUCUUCCUGGUUCCCUGUGGGCACCUGGAUGAAUGCAGAGGCAGAAACAUCCAUCAGGACACAGACCAACAGUGUGAAUUCCUCGGGGAGAGCCGAGUUGUUGACUUUCAAAACCAGAAAAUCUUUUGCGUUCAGUCCUAUUUUCUCAUGGCAUCAAGGAAUACUGAGUGGUCUUGGAGGUUGUUACAUCAUGUGGGGGGAGCGGCACUGGAGACAAAGACCACUCACCCCGAUGUUUAUGUUGCAACAGGGCUCAUUUAUUCCCAAGCCUUCCCUUAUAAAGGGCAUCUGAAAGAGCCCUUCUGGAUGCCCUCAUUGGUUUGAGCCCCAUGCCCCUUUGGGUCCUGGCCAGAGAGAUGCCUGCUGCCGUGGGAGAUAGGUGAUUGGGUGAGCCCCCUGUCAAUCAUGAUGACAUCCCACCCUUCUUGUCUUUAUAAAUUUGCUGAAGUGCUCUGUCACCCAUCUGCAAGGGCCCUUUGCAAACAGGGUGACAGAAGACAGCAUGGAUCUAAUUUACACUGGAGCUGCAGCAUUCAGUUCCAGGACCUGUUAGGGGAGAACUCAGGCCACAGGAAUAAUGCUUAUUGGUUACAAAUUACAACUUAUCUCUACAAGCAGAAAGCUGUUUAACCUUUAACCCAUUUAACAUUUAGAGAAAAACCCAAAUAUUAAAAAACAAGCUGUAACCCUUUAUCCCUUGGAGAAACCUAUUUAUUCUUUGGAGAAAAACCCAACUCCCAGAAAACAAUCUUUAAGCAGAAAAACAGUUUCUAAACAGGAAAAGUUUGUAAACAUGAGAAAAAAAUUGUAAGCAAAUCAAGUCCUUAUAUGAACUGUGCAUGAGGUAGGUGAUCACUUGUGAUCAAUUAUUUUGUUGAGACGACAUCAGGUUGCCAUCUGUGAUUUUCAGUGUCCAUUGAAAUGUAUUUUAGGCAGCUGAAUAUCACAGGGUUAUUGUACUGUUGUAUGAUUCAUUGUAAAACAUGAGAACAUGAUACUACUUACGAUUCAAAGGGGGGGUGUACUUUCACCUCAACCUUUUUUCCUCUUUUUAGUUUGUAGAAUAAAUAAAAAUAGGAAACACAACAUGGAAUUUCAAUGCUAUUACUUAGGGGGUUGCUGAGGGGGUCUCUUUCACUAUCAGGACUUGAAAAAGCCUCUUCCGGAUAAGGCUUUCUCAUUUAUCUCAAUGGAAAAAAGGUUUAACUUAUGCAAAGUUUCAUCUAGGUUUACUAAAAUAUUUUUCUUUACCAGCCAGGUUCAUGGUUUGAUCAGGGCAAUAACCUUGGCUGGGAGAGGUUUUCUGUAUUUAUAUUUUAAAAACAAGCUUUUAUUAAUAUCUAGUGCAAGAAGAAUUUUAACAUGAAUAACAGUGCAAGCAAUAUACUUUUUCCGCUUUGUUAGAACUUAGAAGUUUUGUUAUUGACUUUAAUGGAUUGCUUUUAACUUUUAAAAUGAUGACAAGUGGCAGAAUUUCAGUUAAAAAACUUUGCAAAUUAAAUUUGCUUACAAUAAAUUGAUGUUCUA